UACCCGGAAGACGGAGGUCUGGCGAUGAUGGCACCAGUGGGUGGAAUCGGGAGACACGCAGAGCGUACGUACAUGUUUGCAUUUCUCUCCCAAUUUCAUUAAAACAACUACAAGCCAUGUCCUAGAAAAUAAAAAAUCACAAACCGAAACCCUAAGGCAAAAAAUUAAAAGAAGAAAAAGUCUCUCUCUCUCUCUCUCUCCCUUCUCGUCACUUUCUCUCGACCCAAACAAAAAAAAAAAAAAAAAAAAAAAAAAACAGCAAGGAGAAACCCCUGAAACUUGGAAUCGGACCUUCCCCUCGCUCAAUUUCUGUCAUCGAAUGGUAGAGAUAUAUAUCCAUGGCUCAGAGACGUGUGCUGGGGAGCAGUAGUAAAUACAUUCAGAAUUAUGGAAGACUUAUUGGAAGCCAUGGAAGAAGCGUUUCCACACCCACACCCACAAAUACUAAGAAACAGGAAUUUGAUUAUCAUAUGGAUUUAGGAGGAUUAGGGCCUGCCCGCUUCGCAACACAAGAGUUCAACAGGCUUAAGAAUGCCCAACUGCAGAUUUCGAGAGUGUUGAAGGCAACCUGCAGGCACAUGAGGAAAGAGUUGUGGCGUUCCCCGGGAUAUUAUUAUCAACGUUAUUAUGAACUGGUGUUGGAGGCAGUUGAUGCCGAUGAGGCUGAAUUUUACCAAGCACAAGUUGCGGUAGAUUCCGUUGAUGACAUAAUGUGGUUGGAAGUGUUUUGCGUCAUGGAUGAACAUUAUUCUUUAAGACUAUAUCAUCACUUAGACAACUUUUUUGAUGAAUGAUGCUUCAAACUCCAGAGGUCCGGAUCUCUUCGUGUAUCUUUGUUCAGGUUUGCAUCUUCUUCUUCUUCUAUAUGGUAACAAUUCUCGUUUACAUUUUUAAUGCGUAAAGUUCUGGUCUAAUGUGCACAAGUGAUUUCAUCGGUCACAAGAUUUCCAUUAUUGAACCCUCGUGGCACGGUGUUUGCUGUCGGUAGACUACUGUACAUGUCAACUGUCACAGAGACGAACGAGGUGAAGAUGCGUGUGUGUGUGUCCACUGCAAGGAGCAAAGUAGCAUGGAGAUCGUCCUCAUGGCUUUAGUUCAAUGAUCUAUUUGAAUUAUCAUCUCUAAGACUUCGUUUUGUUUAUUUUUUCUUAGACACUGAUGUUAUUAGCAUCUAGGCGAUAACCAAUAUCUAGUUAUAAUAUGAACAGACAUUGAUUGUUCCAUAGUACGCGUUUUUGCUAAGGCGUAUGUGAGUGAGGAUGCUUGAUCUGCAAUGUCAAGUCAAAGUAGAGCUAGAUACUAAGAGAUCGUUCGAAGUCUAGUAUUGUGUAACUGAAAAACAAGUUUGAUGUCCUAGAGAUCUUUCGGAGGGCCACUGCAGAGUCACUGGAUGUGUGUUUCUGAUAUUGUUUGUAGUUCUAGUUAUUUCAAAUCGUCAUUCUUUCUUCAUUAA
Messenger RNA from Malus domestica (apple), 1453 nucleotides. The record is from RefSeq and is a predicted model, not a curated record. Lineage: Eukaryota; Viridiplantae; Streptophyta; Magnoliopsida; Rosales; Rosaceae.